This is a messenger RNA of Ictalurus furcatus (blue catfish), 1885 nucleotides long. RefSeq names its product mevalonate kinase (gene mvk). Gene Ontology annotation, biological process: isoprenoid biosynthetic process; cholesterol biosynthetic process. Bases 359 to 1609 code for a protein of 416 amino acids. The transcript has 13 exons. Gene Ontology annotation, molecular function: mevalonate kinase activity; ATP binding. Gene Ontology annotation, cellular component: cytoplasm. Lineage: Eukaryota; Metazoa; Chordata; Actinopteri; Siluriformes; Ictaluridae. The record is from RefSeq and is a predicted model, not a curated record.
UGCUGUGACUUUAAACAUGUUAUUAACUGAAGCACACAGUGACGAUGUGCAGCGCGACGCAAAGCUAAUGACGCCAUUACACUACGGUGAGUGGGCGGAGCUGCUAUUCUGCUGGGUCUGUGCUACUCUGUGGGCCUGCGCUUCAACUAGACCGCCUAGAUACUGCCUACUAUCCUGGCCGCCAUUUUGGGCCUGUUCCAAAUCGCAAAUAUCCAGCGUGUGGAAUAGCGGCUGUGUCCAGACUUUCGUCCUCACGGUUUCAUUAACAGACUAAAAUGUUUCUUCAGACUACUCUUGUUUACACAAUGUCACGUAAAUAUCCGUAGCUGAGUGGGCGGGGUGAGCUGUAAGACGACUGAUGACACGAUGUGGCGACGUGCGCUCUGAUUGUGCUGGAUGUUUUGCAGACAUGGCGCCGGUUCAGGAGUGUUUCAUUUCCGCUCCGGGGAAAUCCAUCCUGCACGGAGAGCAUGCUGUAGUGCACGGGAAGCUUGCGUUGGCCGUGAGCUUGAACCUGCGCACGUAUCUGCGGCUGGAGGUCACGUCUGCAGCUGAAGUGUCCAUCAGUCUUCCCAACAUCGACACCUUCAUGUGCUGGAACGUCCAUGUGCUGAAACCGCUGCUGUCUCACCGUGAAGGUGAGUGUAGGAGCUCUACAGAUCUGGACACUGAGCUGGUGAAGAAGCUGAGGGAGUUUACAGCCAUCGCUGAUGGAUCCACAGACACCAGGAGCAUGGCGGUGCUGGCGUUCCUCUACACCUACCUGUGUGUGUUCGCCGACUCCGAAGUCUUGCCCAGUCUGAAGGUGUGUGUGUGGUCUGAGCUGCCUACAGGAGCAGGUUUGGGCUCCAGCGCUGCGUAUAGUGUGUGUGUCUCUGCUGCUCUGCUCACUGCCAGAGGAACCAUCAGUUCUCCUCUCACUCAGAGCCAGCAGACAGCCAGGUGGAGUGAACAGGAGCUGGAGCUGAUCAAUAACUGGGCCUUUCAGGGUGAAAAGAUCAUACAUGGCAACCCAUCAGGAGUCGACAACGCUGUGGGAACGUGGGGGGGCUUUCUGCGGUACCACGCUGGGAAAAUUUCUCCACUGAGCAGGGUGCCCACACUGAGGAUCCUCCUCACCAACACUAAAGUACCGCGCAGCACCAAACUCCUUGUUUCCCGAGUGAAGGACAGAAUUAACCAGUACCCGUCUGUGAUGACGCCCGUGCUGGAGUCAGUGGACGCCGUGUCCCAAAUCUGUGAGCGCACACUUGCUGAGAUGGCUACAGAGGGAGCUUCAGCCGAACACUACAGCACGCUGGAGGAUUUAAUAGACAUCAACCAGCACCACCUGAACGUGAUGGGCGUCGGUCACACGUCUCUGAACACACUGUGCCACGUCACACUCGCCCACGGCCUUCACAGUAAACUGACCGGAGCGGGGGGAGGAGGCUGCGCCAUCACACUCCUCACACCAGACACAGACGAGUCCGUGGUGCGAGACGUGAUGGAGGAGCUGAAGCAGGUCGGGUUUGACUGCCGGGAGACGAGUAUCGGAGCGCCGGGUGUCCUGAUGCACUCGCCCACCUCACUGACACACAGCGUCCUCGAAAUCCUCACCAAAUACUGAAGACCUGCUGAACACACACACACUACAGAGGAACAUUACAGCUUCACCAACAGUGUUAUAUACAGUAUGCUAUCUGUGAUUACAGUAUUGAUGAACAGAAUGGACACAAAUUUCAACAUUAUAUGUAAGACUCCUGAAUGACAUCUUCCAGUUUUCGCUUGCUAGCUUUGUUUAAGCAAAAAAACAUCAAAGCUAGCGGGAUAUCUAAUGCACUGUGGGAUCUCUUACUUAUUUAAACUAACCUUAUAUUUCAAAAUAAAUCAGAUGUUUGGAUUA